UCAGGCCGCGGGCGUGCUCCGCCUCGCGUUUGGUGUGAGACGUAGAACUGAGCGACCAAAGCCGCGAACGAGAUGCCGGUGGCCGUGGGGCCCUACGGACAGUCCCAGCCGAGCUGCUUCGACCGCGUGAAGAUGGGCUUUGUGAUGGGCUGCGCAGUGGGCAUGGCGGCUGGGGCGCUCUUCGGCACCUUUUCCUGUCUCAGGAUUGGAAUGCGGGGCCGGGAGCUGAUGGGCGGCAUCGGGAAAACCAUGAUGCAGAGUGGAGGCACCUUUGGCACGUUCAUGGCCAUUGGGAUGGGCAUCCGAUGUUAAUCAGGGCAAUGGUUGUCCACUACAGCUACUCCUUCCCAUCAGUGCCAGCUCAUGUACUAUAAUAAAAGAAAUCUUUGAGUAGUG
This is a messenger RNA of Puma concolor (puma), 396 nucleotides long. It is a transcript of the gene ROMO1, whose product is annotated as reactive oxygen species modulator 1. Lineage: Eukaryota; Metazoa; Chordata; Mammalia; Carnivora; Felidae. Gene Ontology annotation, biological process: protein import into mitochondrial matrix; protein insertion into mitochondrial inner membrane. Gene Ontology annotation, cellular component: TIM23 mitochondrial import inner membrane translocase complex. The record is from RefSeq and is a predicted model, not a curated record.